Messenger RNA from Sphaeramia orbicularis (orbiculate cardinalfish), 2677 nucleotides. RefSeq names its product armadillo repeat containing 3 (gene armc3). Lineage: Eukaryota; Metazoa; Chordata; Actinopteri; Kurtiformes; Apogonidae. The transcript has 18 exons. The coding region runs from base 33 to 2585 and encodes 850 amino acids. Gene Ontology annotation, molecular function: protein binding. The record is from RefSeq and is a predicted model, not a curated record.
UCCUGUCAUGUCCUUGCCCUCUUCUGAAUUUAAUGAGAGGAACAAAUAUGAAGUCUCGGAACCAGCGGGUAGUCAACUCCGUGCGCAGCGGCAGCGCUGAGGUUCAUGUGUGCUGCUGUCAACUGACAGCUCAACCAAGGGGAGGCUUCAGAAUGGUGAAGAAAGGCAAAAAAGAGAGUGAAACUCCUUCCAAGGAAACGUUCGAGCCACUGUCCUUUGAGGGUAAAACCCCUGCAACAGUGGUCCUUCUUCUGAGUUCUCCAGAGGAGGACAUCCUUAUCAAAGCCUGUGAAACAGUCCAUGCAUUUGCAGAGAGAGGAGACGAGAACAAGGUCUCUCUGCUGGGACUUGGGGCCUUGGAGCCUCUUUGUCAGCUAAUCACUCACAACAACAGACUGGUCAAACGCAAUGCCUUUAUGGCCCUGGGCAUCAUGUCCACCCACGGCGAUGUAAAGAGCGCUAUGAAACAAGUGAAUGUAAUUCCAUCGAUUAUUGGCAAACUCUCCCUUGAUGAGGAUACAGUUGUUCAAGAGUUUGGGACACUAUGCCUGGCAUCUCUGUCAGUAGAUUUUGUCUGCAAGACACAGAUCUUUGAUAACAAUGGCCUACCACCUGUAAUCCAGCUCCUAUCCAGUCCAGAUCCAGAUGUGAAGAAGAACUCACUGGAGAUCAUCUUCAACCUGGUUCAGGACAACCCAAGUCGCUUGGCAAUACAUGAGCUGGGUGUGAUACCUCCGCUUCUGGAACUUUUGAAAUCAGACUUCCCUGUCAUUCAACAUUUGGCUUUAAAGACACUGCAGAAUGUCACCACAGUUAAAGAUACACGCAACACCUUCAGGGAAGAGCAAGGAUUUGACCGACUCAUGGGCAUCGUUAAUAAUAAGGACCUCCAUGACCUUCAUGCUGAGGCCUUGCAGGUUGUGGCUAACUGUUUAAAUGAUAGUGAGUGUUUGGAGUUUAUCUAUAAAGGUGGAGGACUGACCCAGCUGAUGGAAUUCCUCCUGACCCCCAGUAAGCCAGAAAUACAGGCCAACACUGUUAAGUGUAUCGCCAGGGUGGCUCAGAGCCCUGAGAAUCGCAAACUGCUCCAUGAGCAGAAUGUGGAAAAUAUUCUUGUAGAGCUUCUAUCUGUGGCCGAUGAUGGCGUGAAAACAGUUACCUGUGAGGCAGUGGCCACCAUGAGCUCCCAUUUACCCAGCAAAGACAUCUUUAGAGAUCUGAAAAGCAUCCCAUCAGUGGUACGGCUGCUCAGGAGUGAAAGUUUGAUGGUUAGAGAGGCAGCAACGAAGGCGCUGUCUGACCUCACACAUAACAACUGGCUCAACGCCUUUGCAGUGUAUGAGGCAGGAGGCCAUGAGCACCUCCUCCAGCAGCUCAGUGAAUGCUGUCCCAGUACAGUGGCCAGUGCUGCUGCCACACUGGCCAACAUGGCAGAGCAGGAUGAGAUCCGCUGCAGCAUCCUGUCACAUGGAGCCAUGCAUGCACUGGUGGAGCCCCUGAAGUCCACAAACACUCAGGUCGUGGUCAACACAACACUGUGCCUGGCAGCAUUGGCCUGUGACACAGCAAGUAGGGCAGAGUUUCAAAAAGCUGGAGGUCUUCGGACACUGGUCGACUUACUGCACUCUAAUCACAAAGACGUGCUGCACAAUGCAUGUUUAGCUGUCAACAUCUGUGCCAGCGAUGAGCCCACUACUGUGGAAAUGUGCAAAUUUGGAGCCCUGGAGAUGCUUAAAGAAAUCAACCAGUCAGUAAAUCGCAGGAACAGGUUCAGUGAGUUGGCCAUGACCAGCCUGCUUAAGUCCAACCUGCCUGUUAAAUACAGCCUGACAGGUUGUUUGUCCUCCACUGACCUCAUUAUGGAUGGCUUUUAUGAUGCCGGGAAGGCUAUUCCAGGUCAGAGGGUUCUGUCCUUAGAGGAACUAUCUGGUCAGUCAGUCGAUGAGCGCCGAGCCAUCAUUGUUAUCAACACAGCAACAGAAGAUACAACCGAUGUCUCUGAAGAGAGAUGCAGUUUAUCAGAAGCAGACAUCAGUAUCAAGGGAAACCACAAGACAUCAAGGAAGAAGGAGGAAGACAAACAGAAAGAUGAGGACCAGCCGCACUCUCCUACAGAGAAACGGUGGAAGAUGAUGAAUGAUGUGUCAUUGCAGGUUUUAGUUAAAGAGGCCAAAGAAUCCAUCCUCCCCCUGAAUGAUGAACGAGAGCAGUAUGUCGCCUUGGCCAGGCUGGUCAGCAAAGCCAUGGGUGGAGGAGUGGAGUUGGAAAAGUUGCAUGAAUUUCAAUGGAACCUCCACCUCAGCGAGCUCAAGUUUCAGCUUCAGUCUAAUGUGGUUCCAAUUGGGAUGAUCAGCAGGGGAAUCUUCUGCCACAGGGCACUUCUGUUCAAGUGUCUGGCUGACUGCAUCGGACUGAGCUGUACUCUUGUCAGGGGUGAGUACAACCGGGCCUGGAAUGAAGUACUCCUCUUCAGUCCAGCUGGGAGCUCUGCACAGCCAUCCUGCUACAUAGUGGACCUCAUGCACAGUCCUGGAAGCAUGUUGAGAGUCAACACUCCUGCUGCUGUGCAAUACCAAACCAUAUAGACCAACACAGAAUUAAAACACUGAAUGACAGUGACAUGUGAUGGAUACUGUGUGUCAAAUCUUGAAGUCAUUUAAUAAAGUAUUAUUCAAGU